This is a messenger RNA of Symbiodinium natans, 846 nucleotides long. Lineage: Eukaryota; Dinophyceae; Suessiales; Symbiodiniaceae. The record is from the annotation of a GenBank genome assembly.
AUGGCAAGUAAUGACAAGGAGAUCACGCGUGCAAUCUUCAACUUGGUGGAGCUUGGUGACUUCCAGGCCUUGAAAAGGUUCACGCCGUCGAACUUCGAUUGGCGCCAAGGCAAUCCCGAGGAUCAAGUGCCUGCCUUGCACUCGGCGAUUGUAUACGGCAUUGUUCCGAGAGCGUCCAGCCACGCAGACUUUUUGAAGAUUGUUUCAUGGAUGUUGCAGUCCGGAGCGGAUCCAGCGCAAUGCGUUCCGUCCACUGUACGUGCAACUCAAGAAGUCGCUACUUGCAAGCCGCCGGCCGCUAAAGCUGAAGUAGCAUAUGCUGGUCAUGCUGCGUUUUCACUUGCGACAAAGUGGCUCAAGACUCUUCGAAACCUGAAGGGGAACUGGUCUAAUGAAUGCGAGUACCUCACGGGCGUGAUGUCGCUGCUCACCAGCUCCAAAGAUACGAGGCGGCCGACAGUUCCAGUUGAUCUUCGGUUCAUCGACAUGUGGGAGUCUGUCCUCGACAUGACAUCCACGCAUAAUGUGACGAUCGAGACGGCAGACGGCCAGGCGGAGGUUUGGCCAAACAGUCUACAGCCUGCAAGCUAUGGCUAUCGUCCUAAAUAUGCUGUUUCUUUUUCAAAAAAGGCAAAGGAUAUUAUUUUUAUCCAGGUUCUCAGGGAGUAUGUCAAGCCCGACAACACUCAGACCGCUUCUAUUUUUCGGCCUCACCUACUAAUCUACACACACACACACUUUGUUUUGCCUUUGACUCACCUGGUGCUUCUUGUCUUGGAAGGCAACAUCGGUUCCACAGUUCAUCUAGGGUCUUGUUCGGGACAAUCGCCAGGUGACAGCCCAUGA